GCUCAAAAGGUGGAAACUGGAAAUUACCCGGGCUUGCUUGCCCGUCAGUAGCACUGGGUAGCCGAAGCCCUAUUAGGUCGGGUUCGGUCCAGGCUAACCCUGAAUGUGGUCAACCAUGGCCAAUUACUGAAACCUCUCUAAAGUCGCCGAAUCGAACUGUGGGGCGGUCGAAGAUGGCGACGACGCCGAUGGUGCCGCCGAACGCGGCGGCCGGAAACCCUAACUUCGAGGGGAAUCAAGCGGCGGCGCCACCACCUCCGGGAACGGACAUGACCGGAAUAUGCUUCAGGGAUCAACUUUGGCUCAACUCGUAUCCGCUCGACCGAAACCUGGUGUUCGACUACUUCGCCCUCUCUCCUUUCUACGACUUCUCUUGCAAUAACGAGCUCCUCCGCAUGCGCUCCAUUCAUCCUCUCGACAUCUCUCACCUCUCGAAAAUGACAGGCACGGAAUUCAUGCUGAGCGAAGUUAUGGAGCCCCACCUCUUCGUCUUUCGUAAGCAGAAGAGGGAUAGUCCUGAGAAAGUCACACCAAUGCUUACAUAUUAUGUCUUGGAUGGUUCUACAUACCAAGCACCACAACUUUGUAAUGUUUUUGCUGCCCGAGUUGGUCGGGCUUUGUAUCAUAUCUCGAAGGCUUUCAAUACUGCAGCCUCAAAACUAGAGAAGAUUGGAUAUGUAGAUGCCGACAAUGAAGGUGCAUCCUUUGAAUCUAAGGUGGGAAAGGAGACGAUUGACUUUAAGGAAGUUAAGCGAAUGGAUCUUAUUCUUGCUUCAUUACAGCGCAAGCUACCACCCGCCCCUCCGCCACCACCUUUUCCAGAAGGAUAUGCACCUCCUCCUACUGUAGAAGGAGAGAACAGCUCUGAAGCUCAGCAAGGAACAGAGGCCCAAGUCCCUCCAGUUGAUCCAAUUAUAGACCAAGGCCCACCUAAAAGAAUGAAAGUUUGAGAUUAGAUACGUACGCCGCUGACAUUUCCCGAUAGAGUGGGUUAUAUGGAUGGAGGAAAAAAGUCCUCACUCAUUGAAAUUAUCCAUUUUAGUUUCUGGCCUUUGUUGUUUCAGUACUUUUCAUGUAUAGUCUCGACUGCUUUUUAAUGUUCCUCAUUUACCAGUUGAGGUGCAGCUUGAAGUCUAUGCUGCGGGAAGUUAGAUAGGAAAUGAUGGAUGGAUGUAUCUAAUUAAUGGUGCUAUUCGAGGAUAUUUUUCCUGUGAAAGUAACAUUCUGCUCGUGGAUGUUGUACU
Molecule: messenger RNA, 1244 nt
Organism: Rhododendron vialii
Lineage: Eukaryota; Viridiplantae; Streptophyta; Magnoliopsida; Ericales; Ericaceae
Product: mediator of RNA polymerase II transcription subunit 6
Exons: 6
Coding region: 174-950 (258 amino acids)
Biological process (GO): regulation of transcription by RNA polymerase II
Cellular component (GO): mediator complex; core mediator complex
Molecular function (GO): transcription coactivator activity
Source: RefSeq, a predicted model, not a curated record